Molecule: messenger RNA, 1817 nt
Organism: Trifolium pratense (red clover)
Lineage: Eukaryota; Viridiplantae; Streptophyta; Magnoliopsida; Fabales; Fabaceae
Product: KH domain-containing protein At2g38610-like
Exons: 7
Coding region: 527-1387 (286 amino acids)
Biological process (GO): regulation of mRNA splicing, via spliceosome
Cellular component (GO): nucleus
Molecular function (GO): mRNA binding
Source: RefSeq, a predicted model, not a curated record
GCUUCACAGUCUCUCCAAGUUCGCUGACAGUCACGCCGCUCACCCACCAUACAAAAACAAGAAAAUUAAAAAAAUUAAAAAUAAUAAUAAUUGCCCCCUCUCUCUCUCUCUCUCUCUGGUAGUAGUAGUAGUUUGAUGCCCUGUGUGGUUGGUUGGGUCAAAUCUUGUUCUUUACUCCCUCCCACUGUCAUAAUCUUCUCUCUGCAAUUCACCGCUUUAAUUUAGUUGCCGUUUCUCAUCCAGUCAGUCAAUAAUUGUCUUCUACUUACUACUAUUACUUUUUUACAAGGAGGCAGCCUGUCCUGUUGACAAAAAAAAAAACGGAUUUUAUUCCAUUUAUGUUGUUGAUUAAUGAUGUAAAAAUGAAAAAUAAUUACCGUUUUAAUUUCGUUGGUAGUACUAGUACUAGUACCGGUAGUAGUAGUAGUAGUAGAAGAAAAGAAGAAGGAAUCAAUAAGAGAGAAUUAAACCUAGCUAGCAGCUAGGUUGGUAGUGUAGACUCGGUCGAAUUAAUCAAUCAUCAAUCAUGUCAGGAGGAGGGCUGUAUAAUCCAAACUUCUCCCCCGUUAGAGCUGCUUCUCCUCAGAUUAGACCCAACCCAUCUUCAGACAUGGACAUGAGUCAGUAUCUGUCGGAGUUGCUCGCCGAGUAUCAGAAACUUGGACCCUUCAUCAAAGUCCUUCCCAACUCCAGUCGUCUCUUGAAUCAAGAAAUAUUAAGAGUUUCUGGGAUGUUAUCCAAUCAAGGUUUUGGUGACUUUGACAGACUGCGGCAUAGAAGCCCCAGCCCUAUGGCUUCUUCCAACCUCAUGUCAAAUGUCACUGGGACAGGGUUGGGUGGAUGGAAUAGUCUUCAACAGGAGAGAUUAUGUGGAACGCCUGGAAUGACAAUGGACUGGCAAGGCGCGCCUGCAAGUCCUAGCUCAUACACUGUUAAAAGGAUUUUGCGCUUGGAAAUUCCAGUUGAUACAUUCCCUAAUUUCAAUUUUGUUGGAAGACUUCUGGGACCUAGAGGCAAUUCUUUGAAACGGGUAGAAGCUACUACAGGUUGCAGGGUGUUUAUUAGAGGAAAGGGAUCAAUAAAGGAUCCAGACAAGGAAGAGAAAUUGAGAGGACGACCAGGAUACGAGCAUCUCAAUGAGCCACUCCACAUAUUGAUUGAGGCUGAUUUACCUGCUAAUAUUGUUGACAUGAGGCUUAGGCAAGCUCAGGAAAUUAUAGAAGAAUUGCUAAAACCCGUGGAUGAGUCAGAGGACUUCAUCAAGAGGCAGCAGUUGCGGGAGUUGGCAUUGCUGAAUUCAAAUUUGAGAGAAGAGAGUCCUGGGCCAAGCGGUAGUGUAUCUCCAUUUAACUCUAGUGGAAUGAAGCGAGCAAAAACUGGUAGAUGAAAGGCAUCCUUGUCGUCGUAGAUUGGCAUUUUGUUUUCCAGCAAUUGAUUGCUGAGAAUAUCUUGCAGUACAUCUCAAUGAAUGCAACUAUGAAAGAAUAGGCUAACAAUUAUUGCUGGCUGGUGGUUUUUCAUUCCCUUUUAUCCUACAUUUUUCUUCUUAAACAACAGGGAGCGACGGUGGAAAGAUUUUUAAAAAGAAAUGAUAAAAUAAUAAUUAUGUUGGGUAUUAAGAAUAGGCUUGUUCAGAUCAGUGUUUUCAAUAUAAGCUUAAUACAUCUAUUGGAUUUAUUCUUGUGUCAAUAACUUGCGUAGAAGCGUGUAAUAUACAAGUGAUGGGUGAAGUUUAAGGUCUAAGUCGACCAAGUUUUGUGGGCAUGUGACAUGUCAAGUCUCACUGGUUAUUAUUAUUAAAGUAAAGAUUCUUUUUA